This is a messenger RNA of Gongylonema pulchrum, 591 nucleotides long. NCBI's taxonomy places the organism in Eukaryota, Metazoa, Nematoda, Chromadorea, Rhabditida, Gongylonematidae. The record is from the annotation of a GenBank genome assembly.
AUGGACGAUACGAUGGGCAGUGCCGAUGCAAAUCAACCACCUUACUCGGAGGGGCAGGAAGGCCGAUGUCCCGAUUCGUCCUCAGCGAAUACGCUGUCAGAAGAGCAUGUGAACCCGGAGGAAGCGGUUGGCAACAACAGAUAUUUUGAGGAUCUUAUACAGGAGAUGCAUGAUCUGGAUGCCUAUCGCUUCAGCAACCCGGGCAAGCUUCAAAUUGUCUAUGGGAUGCUCGUUAAUGAGAUCAAUUCUAUCUGGGGUCAUAUUUAUGCUCGUGCAAAUCGAUGUGAAUACACACGGGACAUGGAACAUGGCCAAGAGGUGAUGGAAGGACGCCGAAUAAUCAUGCACGAAAGGGUACCGAUUCCAGACCGCCCGAACUCCAAAUACAUUGGGCGCAUUCUUGGGCCGCGGGGACUGACAGUACGACAGUUGGAAGCGCAAACGGACUGCCGCAUAUUGAUUCGCGGCAAAGGUUCUGUUAAAGAUCCACGUCGAGAAGCAUGGCUUCGCAAUCGCAUUGGAUGGGAACACCUCAGCGAGCCGCUCCACGUGUUGAUUACGGCCACCGAUUUCUCGGAAAUGCGCUGUGCG